UUGUGCAUCCUGUUUUAUGAAUUUUUUUCAGGUGAAAAUGGCUGCCUCUCUCAUCUAAAGCUCUGCUUAACGGAUUAAAUAAGCAUUGAAUAGGCGGCCCAAUUUGCACUCCCGCUUCGAGACGGCAUUUAUGGAAGCUUGGGCGUAGAUCGGGCAUCGGGAAGAUGUUGAAGCUGUCAGAAAAUGAAAACGUCCUCGAGUCGAAAUUAACCCUUCCCCGUCCUCCAUCCUCUAACAAAUGAGGUACGAACACUCACUUCUACGCUCCGCUGAUAGGCCCGCCUGCUCUACAAAAAAAAAUGAUGCAUCAAGUGACCGGCAGCAGCAGUGGGUAUUGUAUGAGUGGACUGACACAGGACUGUCACCCAGCCAGCCACUUUGACUUAUGUAGCACACAGUCCAACAAAUUCUACGCCUGCCCUACAAACCCUGGUUUGUCUCUCGCCGGCCUCGGCCCCUUGUCGCAGGGCAUGCAAAAGGCCGCCGCCUGCCAAGUGCAAGACGCACAGAACGACUUCCAGGCUCAGACAGUGAGAAUCAGGGGCAGUGAUGGUGCGGGGCCCGACGGCUCCAAGAAGAAGAAGGGCAUAGUGAAGUCGGGCCGGAGGGGGAGACCAUCGGGAACCACGAAGUCAGCCGGGUACCGCACCAGCACCGGGCGCCCGCUGGGGACCACCAGGGCGGCGGGUUUCAAAACCAGCCCGGGGAGGCCCCUGGGUACCACCAAGGCAGCGGGAUACAAGGUCAGCCCCGGCAGGCCCCCAGGCAGCAUCAAGAACCUAGCCCGGCUCAAGAAGCUGGAGUUUGGCUGUGACGCCGCCAAGAAACAUGACUUUAGCCACUGCAGCGUUUCUAAGAAACUGGACUUCACUACCUGUGACAUACCACCUUAUCCAUACACGGUGCUUGAGAAGAGAGACCUCUGCGAGCACAGUGACAAAGUAGACGAAAGCAGCGACUAGUUGUGCAGCCGUUUGUUCAGUGCAUGAGUAGGACAUGUGUCUGACGCGUGGGAGGAAAGAACUUUUUGUCAUUUAUAUAUGCUCUGACUUUUCACUGUACAAUAUUUGACAUUUUCUCCUCUUAUUGUAUGUGACAUUACUAGAAGUAUGUUUUCCAAAUUUGGCAGCAGUGCAUGUGUAAUAAUUACUCACACCAGUCAGUAUAGGCAAGCAAAAAACCCUUUUUGAUGUUUGGACAGUGAACCUUAUUCCCUGAGCAUUUUGUUUGAGUUGUGACAUGAUCUCGUACUCUGGUUCAACAUUUCUAUUGCCAGGUUUUUUGGACAUUUCUACAUUUUUACAACUUUUAGUACAGUAUUUAAAUUAGCUUUUUCUGAGCAUAAAUAUGUGGAUGUAUAUUUGUCCCUCUAGUCUUGUCCAUUUUUCCAUAGUUUGUAUUUUGAAUUUACCUGCAUCUGUAACAGCAACACUGCAAAACACCAUGAUGACUUUGACAUAGGAAUACUCGAAGUAUAUUAUUAUUUUCAUCGCAGUAUUUGUUGAUACGUCACUUUGUGAAUGGCGCUUUGAUUGUGUAUCGUAUUUGCUUGUUUUUGUCCUCAAACACGUAAUAAGCACUUAAAAAUAUCUUAAUAAAACAGACAAGUCCUGUUGAAUAUGUAAUAAAGGAAGAAGUGUUGUAUUUAAAAGCAUAAUGAAAACCGUCUUGUAAUUCUCCCUUUACACACAAGGGGGCUCAGGUCUUGAGACAAUACUUAUCGCCACGAAACAAUACGUUUAUUUACCCCCGAUUUGUUAAAUUAAAGCGCCCUGACAUCCA
Betta splendens (Siamese fighting fish) is the source of this 1782-nucleotide messenger RNA. RefSeq lists its product as uncharacterized. Lineage: Eukaryota; Metazoa; Chordata; Actinopteri; Anabantiformes; Osphronemidae. The record is from RefSeq and is a predicted model, not a curated record. The transcript has 3 exons. Bases 300 to 962 code for a protein of 220 amino acids.